GUAAGAAAAAAAUAUGCACGAUUUUUACCGACUGGAGAAGUUAGCAAUUGAGGAUUCAUAAAAGACAAAUAGUGAGCUGUUUUACAUAACGGGUUAAUUCAUACAUACAUACAUGUCUCAGGUUAAUGAACAUCAAACAGUCACAAAAUACAAGGAAGUUGCAGAACGAGACUUAUGCAUGCUGUUUCUGGUGACACCAACUUCAGUUGUGUUAAAGAUAAGUUAAAGUUUGUGAUUGGAUCAGUUUGAAGAGAGACACUAAUGAUAAAAAGACUGAAAAGAUGAAGAAACAAACAGAAUCACAAACUUACAUACAAGCAUGUCUUGUCUUCCUUGUGUUUAUCUCCAUGACAACAGCAUCUGGUUACCAUGACUACUGUAUUAUUGGUGCUGGACCAGGAGGCCUUCAGUUAGGAUAUUAUUUGCAGCAACAGAAUAGAGACUAUAUCAUUUAUGAACGUACAAAUAUUUCAGGUAGUUUUUAUUCGACUUAUCCUCGCCAUCGAACACUCAUCAGUAUUAAUAAAAGACACACAGGAAAAACUAAUAAAGAGUUCAACCUCCGCCAUGACUGGAACUCUCUUUUGAGUAAUGAUGAAUCUUUGCUCUUCCGACAUUACUCAAAAGAAAUGUUCCCACAUGCAGAUGUCCUUCUGAAAUAUUUAGACGAUUACACAAAUAAACUAAAUAUAAAUGUACAGUAUAAUACAAAUGUCCGAAAUAUUAUAAAAUAUAAAAGUGAUAGAACAUUUGCAAAACAUGGAUACAUGUAUGAAUUUGAUGACCAGAAUAACAACAGAUAUAAGUGUUCAGUGCUUAUAAUAGCUACUGGAUUAUGGGUUCCUAACAUUCCAGAUUUAACAGGUAUUGACUAUGCAGAAGGAUAUGAGACAAUGUCCAUAAACCCUGAUGACUAUGAAGGGAAAAAUGUCCUUAUUCUUGGUCGUGGAAACUCUGCCUUUGAAACUGCUGAUCAAAUUUAUGGUGCUACGGGUUUGAUUCAUAUGGUUGGUAGAUCCAGAGUGAGGCUAUCAUGGUCAACUCAUUAUGUUGGAGAUCUAAGGGCUGUCAAUAAUGCGUUGUUGGACACAUACCAGCUGAAGUCCCUGGAUGGAUUGCUAGAAGCCAGUAUCGAUGAAGUUAAGUUUGUAAAGGAGGGAGAGAAAUAUGGCCUUCAGUUCAAAGAUGAGGACGAUGGGCCUGGAUUGAUGAUAGAUAAUUUUGCUUUGCGAGAGCCUUAUGAUAAAAUAAUCAGAUGUCUGGGGUUCAAAUUUGACUUCUCAGUGUUUAAAAAUGAUACACUGAUGUCUAGAGGUUUUGGGAGAUCUAAAAAAUUCCCUCGGAUAGACCAUGACUACCAGUCACCUGACAAUCCUGGGAUGUAUUUAGCUGGUGCUGCCACACAUUCAUUAGACUUUAGGAAAUCUGCUGGAGGAUUUAUACAUGGGUAUAGAUAUACAGCACGAGCUUUAAGUAGAAUUUUAGAUUAUCGCUAUCAUCAAGUGCCUUGGCCAUCAAUGACUGUUCCACUAACACAGAUGAUGAACAUGAUGUUGAAGCGUAUAAAUGAAGCAUCAGGAUCCUACCAGAUGUUUGAUGUUUUAGCAGAUUUAAUCAUUUUAAAUGAUGAUAACACCACCUUUACCUAUCUAGAAGAAGUUCCUGUCAACUUGAUAGAUAAUUUAGAAAAACACACAGGACAUACUGCAAACAGAAUGAUUGUCCUUAUUAUGCAAUAUGGCCGAGAUUUCUCUGGUCCAGGAAAUGAUGUCUUCCGAAUUAACCGAGCAACUGGAGAACCUGCAGAUGCUCACCAUUCUAACUUCUUACAUCCAGUAUUUUAUUAUUACGAAAGAGUACCUACAGAAGAAGAAAUGAAGCGCAAAACUGAAACAAUGCCGAGACCUAAUAAGAUACAUCAUAUUGUUGAAGAUUUUUUGACGCAGUGGGAUGGUCCUGUCAGUCAUGUUCUACCACUUCGAAGAUUUCUUGAAGAUGUUACUGAUGUAAAUUUACGACACUCCUUUGCCGAGGACUGUAUGAAGAAAAGAUUACUCUUUCAAACUGUUCCCAUUUCUUGUCAGCAGGAUUUUAUGGAAGGUCAAGGGUUGAAAGGAACACCAGAUUUAAUUAGCCUUUCAAAAACUGCUAAGGAUAUGUAAAAACAAAAACCUGUUCAUCUUGAGAAGAUACACUACUCUAAAGUUUUGCCUGAAAAAACUUUUAUAAGGAUACAUAAUUAAAAGAUAAGCAAUGUUUAAAAUUUUCCUUGAUGGAACAGUCAUUUAAAAUUUUGUCAAAAUAAAAUAAGAAGAAAAGGUAAUAUUUUUAAUUAAUUGCAGUGAUUGCAAAAUUAGUGCAAAAGGCUAAAAAAAAUUAAAACAUAAAAUAUUUGAAUGAUGUUUCGACAAAAUUCAAAUAUCUAUCUGUAUCAAUAAGUUUUAUUAAUUUAUUCUCAUUUGUUUUAGAAAUUGAGCAGUGUAUCUAAAGGUAACAAUAUUUUGGGAAUGUCAGACAAAAACCCAUCCAUGUGCUCAUUUUUUAUUUGACAGAAAGAACUUAAAAGCAUGUGAAUAUCCAAGAAAAUUAGUGCCAUACUUAGAAAAUCUAAAUGAGGUGAUUGGAAGGACUAGUUGGCCUUCUUGACUUUUUUAUUGUGAUAUAGGUUGGGUUUUUGUUUGACAUGGCUUGGUUUUCUUCAAAUUAAAAAAAUUUUUUUUUAAAGAUAUUUAUUUUUAUAAAGCUGAAAGUAUUUUCUCCACAAAGCCAAAUUUUAUUGUCUCAUAAUUUUUUCUUUAUCUCAUUGUAUUCUUUAUAUUAAUAAACAUGUGCAAAAAGAAAUAUAAAAUGUCAAGAAACCAAUAUUAUUUACAUUACUGAAAAAAAAUGAACAUAUCAAUCCCAUGCAAAUGACAAAUGUUAGCACUGUUUCAGACUUAUGUAAAUUAAUUAAACAAACUUUGAAUUGUAUUAAUUUUGAAAAUUAUACAAUAAUAUUAUCAUUCAAUGUCAUUUAGAGAUUAUAUAUGACUUUUAUUGGAAAGAUUCAAAAAGUUAUACUCUCUCAAAUAGUGUAUGUUUAACACUGGAUCUAUUGGUGAUAAAAAAAAUCAAAUUUUAUAAUCCAUCAAUAAAUAGAAAGUGAGUUAUUCAUAUUUGUGAAAUGGUAUGAUAAUUGAAUACAAAUAAAUUGUUAAAUCUUUGCAAUGCAAAAUAAACCAUAAAUCAAAAGUUAAUGUAAGUUUUGUAUCUAGUGAAAUUUGUUUGAAAAUUUGCUAUUUAUAAUCAAUCUAUGCAAAGAAAAUGUAGGAGAAUUGUUGAUACUGAGUGUAGCCAGCAUUAUAUGUAAAUGUUGAUACUGAGUGUAGCCAGCAUUAUAUGUAAAUGUUUCUGUUUUUAUUGAUUUAUUGCAUAGAAAUAAUCUGUUUAUAUGGCUGUAUUUAUUUUUGCUUUUUUUUUUGAGAACUGAAUGAAAGGCGUUCUUGUUCUGUAGAUAUAUUCAACUUGUUUACUUUACUCAUGACUACAAGGCUCAUAGGUAUUUUAUUUAUCAGAUUCAAAAAAUGCAUUAUUUUUAUUAGACAAUGGAUGGCCAUUAUAAAACUUACAAUUCCUUUAAUUUUGAACACAUGUAUUCAAUUAAUACAACUUGAAGACAAAAAUACUGUGACAAUCAUAGAUAUCGUACCACCAUGAAAUACCCGUCCUUUACAAAGUGCAACUGAAAUUACAGUUCUCCCACCAACCCUAGAUUUAAAAUUUUUAUUGUAAAAACAGUGUAUAGUAAAAUAUAUUUCAGUAUUUAUCAUUUAUCUAUCGAUUUUAUGGGUGCUAGUUGUCAUGGUUUAGGAGACCAUCUUUAUUUUAUUGGUUUUUGUGGGUUUUUUUCCUAGAUAAAUCAACAUGUAUUUUGCAGUCACUAUCAUUUUAAAACUACCAAAAUCAGCUCAAUAUUAAGAAGUACAGCAAAAUGGGUUGAUUGGGACAAUAUCUUGACAUUUUUUUAUUAUCAAGGGAUAAAAAAAAAGUAGGUCCAUUCGAUUGGAAAUCAAACUUGUAACUCAUGAAUUAUUAAACUCAAUAGUCAGCUUAAUAUAUGUCUUCUUAUACCAGCUUGAUUCAAGAAAUCACUUGACUGUAAAAUAGGCAUGCAGAUGGCACACGUUAAAUAUUCAGUAAUAACCUGAGUCAAUUCCUGUGCUAUGAUUUGAUUGAGUGGAAGCAAUUUGUUGUUUUCCUUUGUUUUGUAAAUACUUGUAUGUUAUUUCAUUUGUAUUGUGAUAUGUUUUGUUUACAUAGUCUAUUUGUUAUACAUUUUUGAUCAGUUCUACAGCAGUGGUAAAUAACUUUUGUCUUUUCUUUAUGUCUAUCUGAAAUAUAUUUUUGUAAUAUUUAUUGUGCUAUUUAUAGUGCCAUAUAUUGGUCUAUUAGUCCAACAGGGGACGUUAAUGAUUUGAAUACAAGACUUGUGCACUUAGUGUGAUAUUUUGGUUUAAUAUUAAAAUAUCAUCAAUAUCUCAAAGUCACCUUAGAGUAAACAUGCAAUUGUUGUUGUGAUUUACUGCAAAUUAUACAGCUUAUGUCAUAUGGUUUUGAAUAGCUGUGAUUAAAAUUCAAUAUAGAAAUUGUAGAUGAAGUAUUUCUGUCAGCAACAACUGCAACUAUUUUCCCAAAAAAUCUUACGAUUAAAAUUGAUAGUAAUUUAUACUGAAUUGUCCCUAACUUACGAAUGUUUUACUUGUAAGUUGGUUUGAGAAAAGAGUCACAGGUGCCUAAAAUUGUAUUAAGUUUCAUAUAUCAAAAUUUUGAAGACCUAAACAAUGCACAUGUAUCUAUGGAUGCCUACUACUAAAAAGUUUGCUUUUUGACCAUUUUACAAUCUUUUUUAGAAGAUAGACUUUCCCUUUACAGUGUUACAGGCAAUGGUCCUAAGGUUACCACCGGAAAAAAUAGAUUUUGUGUAAAUAGUUUAUUAAAAAAUGAAGGGUAAAAUGUCUCCCACCUAUGUUGAAGAAAUGAGUUUUUAACCUUUCUGAUAUGUUUUUCUAGAAAAACACUCCUUAUGCCAAUGCGUUAUCUUUCUAUUUAGGAAUUGUUGAUAAAUCCAGCUGGCUUUCGUCCAUUACUCAUUUGCUCAUCUAUAGUUAUUUCAAUAGAAAACUUAUAUAAGUGUUUGGUUGAAAUUGCUUAUUAAUUCCAAAAUACUUCACCACCGACUUAUUUAAUUGGUUUAAUUGAAUAAUUGCAUGUAUUUUUAUAAAAAGUUACAGCUAGACUGUAUGGGUUUAUACUUAUGAUUUGACCGCUACAAGCUUUAAUUAGUUAUCUUCAAUUAUUUUUUCAUAUUUAAUGAACUUGUGUAUAACUUUCUGCACACAAGAAAGCAUUGUAACAACCUAAAAGUUUGGGAUGGAAUAUACCAUUACAACAAACUUGUAGAAACAAUGGGGGGAUGGAAUAUACCAUUACAAGAAACUUAUAGAAACAAUGGGGAUGAUAACAAUGUUUUCUUGUAGAUUAUAUUGAAGCUUAAAAUUAAAAAUACAUUUUCGUGAAAUUAUUGUAUGUGGAAACAAAUUUGUGUAGUGAACUGACAAUACUGAUCUUGACACUUUUGUAUAGCAAAUUGCUUUACCAGUCCUUGUCAUAAACUGGACCUGUGAGUGAUCUUCUUCUUCCAUCAUACUUGAAAGUAAAGCAGGAAUUGUUUGUAUAUAAAAAAUAAAGGAAUAGAUAAUAUAUCAUCUACUUGUCACUGUGGCUGUACAUUGCAACUUACCAGUUUUAUUUACAAACAAGGGAAAUAACUUUCAACUAUUUUAAAGUAAGAUUUUUUAAUCUAGAUGCGAGAUAGGACUAGAGCUGCAUACAUUCUGGGACACUUAUUUGUUAGGAUGAUUGCAAAUAUUAAGUAAGUGAUUUAAAUGUAAAUUGAAUUUCAAAAGUGACAAUAAAGUUCUAUAUAUAUAUUAAGCUAAAGAUCACAACUACACCCUCUAAACCCCCUCACCCCAAAAAAUAACGAGAAAAAAAAAUAACACAUAUUGCUAUAAAAGCUGUUCAAGAAAAAAUCUGUUGAAAAGGAGAUAAAUUUUAUAGAACUUCCAUAAAAAGUACUGCAACAUAUUUCUACAUUAAUUUUAUCAAUAUUGUCCAAAAAAGGAAGGAACAGAAUAGUACAUACUAUCCAAUAAUUCAGCUGAUGAUUUGUAUAAUGUAUUCACCCGAGUGUCAGGCAUGUUAAGUUUGGAAUCCAAAUCCAUAACAUUUAUAAAAUUUAAGAUGAUGAGGGGAAAUAUACACAUUUUUAUACAACUUUUCCUUAUAUAUUGGGUAAAAAUCUAUUAAUUGCAUUGGUGGGGAUAAUAAUUAUGCAUGUUCUAUGUAGUUGUAUAAUAAUAUUGGAGAAUAUUUACAACUGAUGGAUAUUAUCAUGUUACAAAUUGCCAGUUUUUACUACACAGAAAGUAAAGAUUGGUGUUGUCAGUUCUCAAUUCAGUUCCAUCCCCAAACUUUGAGGAUGGCAUAUUCCUUAAUUGGCAUACAUAAAGAAAAUGGGUUUGUCAUAAUAAUUGCAUUAAAGAUAUUUGUACUACACUUGAUACUUUUCAUGCAAUAUAGAUUUAUUGGUGGUAGAAUCAAGUUUUAGAAGAUAUUCAGAGGUCAAAACACAGUCUUUAACAAUUGUGUCUAUACCACGUGUCAAGCUUUAAAAUUGCCGGAGAUUAUAGAUUCCGUUUUUAUUUUGCAUUUACUUUCGGUAGAAGUUAAUGAGAGUAAUUUACCAUUUAAAUUGUUUAAAAUUUUAUUUGAAAUCCAAAGCCUGUUUAACUGAUUGUAGAUGGGGUGUUUAUAUAUCUAUAUACAUACUGUUAUUUAUGAGACCUGUAUGCCAGAGAAGCCUGCAGCUUUAUCAAGUGAUAAUAAACUUGUUGAAUUGUUAA
Messenger RNA from Mytilus californianus (California mussel), 6944 nucleotides. Its product is annotated as FAD-dependent oxidoreductase domain-containing protein 2-like. Lineage: Eukaryota; Metazoa; Mollusca; Bivalvia; Mytilida; Mytilidae. The transcript has 13 exons. Bases 282 to 2162 code for a protein of 626 amino acids. The record is from RefSeq and is a predicted model, not a curated record. Gene Ontology annotation, molecular function: monooxygenase activity; flavin adenine dinucleotide binding.